GCAAUGCGGAGGCUUUUUUUACAGCCUAGGAAUGGUUGAAUAUUUCGGUGAUGGGAGCCAUGAAUCGUGGCUUGAGGAUUUGAAGAAAGCAGCGGCGAAAGGUCACAAGGAAGCAACAUAUGUAUAUGGGAUUAUCUUGUUGUGUGCUGGAGGUGAGUCGAAAGAACAAGGAAUGGAGCUUCUGUGUUCUAUGAAAAACGAAAAGUCGCUGGAAGGUUUGAGUCUUGCAGUACGAAGAGAAAGAAUCAAGGCUGCACUUCAUCGCUUGUGGAAGAUUAACACUAAACUUGUUCCGAAAGAAGAGUUAGGGUGCCAUACAUUGACAUGCAUCGAUGCAAGAACAGCAAAUGGGUAUGGGUGGCCAUUGAUAGGCGAUGAAGAAGAUCUCAUGGCUUGUAAAUUUUGAAUACCAAGUUAGACAAUUCUGUAAUACAGUAUGUUGUAGGGAUCAGAUUGCAUAUAUAAUUUUGGUUUACACAAAAUCAAA
Messenger RNA from Tripterygium wilfordii, 487 nucleotides. RefSeq names its product putative F-box protein At1g67623. The record is from RefSeq and is a predicted model, not a curated record. The transcript has a single exon. Bases 32 to 406 code for a protein of 124 amino acids. NCBI's taxonomy places the organism in Eukaryota, Viridiplantae, Streptophyta, Magnoliopsida, Celastrales, Celastraceae.